AUGUAUCGAAUGGCAUGGUACGGGGGGCAGAAGGCAACCCUUGCUCUGGCGUUCACGCUGCUCCACUCCUGCCGGGGUGGCUUCCACGGCGGCGGAGGUGGUGGCCUCAUUAUCCUGACCACCGGAGGUGGCCAUGGAGGCGGCUUCGGUGGUGGCUUCGGCGGUGGCUUCGGUGGCGGCUUUGGUGGUGGCUUCGGUGGUGGCCACGGAGACACAUAUGUGUCGGGUCCUUCCUACGUAGUCAAUACAAUUCACCGCGUGAGCAAGCUCGACCAUGGCGGACACGUCCUUGGUCAAGUUGGACCCUGGAAGCCCUGGUGGUAG
Dermacentor silvarum is the source of this 324-nucleotide messenger RNA. Its product is annotated as keratin, type II cytoskeletal 3-like. The record is from RefSeq and is a predicted model, not a curated record. Bases 1 to 324 code for a protein of 107 amino acids. The transcript is spliced from 2 exons. Lineage: Eukaryota; Metazoa; Arthropoda; Arachnida; Ixodida; Ixodidae.